Molecule: messenger RNA, 7689 nt
Organism: Psylliodes chrysocephalus
Lineage: Eukaryota; Metazoa; Arthropoda; Insecta; Coleoptera; Chrysomelidae
Source: the annotation of a GenBank genome assembly
UCAAAAGUCAAAUCAGAAUUCAAGAAUGGUGAAAUGACUGAAAUGGAAAUGUGAAUUUAGUUUUUUUUUAGUGAUCAAACAGCAAACUGCGAAAAAUGGCUCCUAAUUAUAGUAAAAUUGUAAAUAAACACAGGGUCCUAGCUGGAGCAGGGGCCCUUGGCACUAUUUUGUUCAUGGUAUUAAAAUAUAAGAAAAAUGCAAAAAUCAACAGGAAAAAAGCAAAGAAAGUACUUGAGGAAGAAGUUAAAUACUUAAUAGCUGAUAAAGGAGAGACAAAAAUAAAAGCUACGGUGGACAAAACAUUUUUUACACAAUUAGGUCAAUUAUUCAAAAUAGCUGUGCCAGGAUGGACAAGUCAGGAAAGUGGAUUAUUUUUUUUAAUAGCUGCCAGUUUGGUUUCUAGAUCUAUUUGUGAUCUAUGGUUGAUUAAUCAUGGUACUAAAAUUGAAAGUUCUAUCAUCGCUAUGGACCCAAACCUUUUCAAGAAGCGACUUCUCUACUACUUCGCCGCUAUACCAGUCAUUUCAGUGGUAAACAACGUAUUAAAAUACUCCAUAGGAGCUUUAAAAAUCCAAUUAAGAACAAACAUGACUCGACAUCUCUACGAACAAUAUUUAAAAAAUUACACUUAUUAUAGGAUAACCAAUCUCGAUAACAGGAUAUCGAAUGCAGAUCAACUUUUGACAACUGACAUUGAUAAGUUCUGUGAGGGCAUCACAGAUUUGUAUUGUAACACUGCUAAACCGUUGUUAGAUAUCGGUAUUUAUGUAUAUAAGUUGUCAACUACAAUGGGAGGCGGUACGCCUGGACUCAUGUUGGGUUAUUUGUUGGUGUCUGGAGUAAUAUUGACAAAUUUGCGGAAACCAACUGCUAGGCUAACUGCUGGUGAACAAAAACUCGAAGGGGAAUUUAGACAUAUUAAUUCAAGGCUCAUUACCCAUUCUGAAGAAGUAGCCUUUUACAAUGGCAAUGUAAGAGAAAAAGCAACGCUAAUGGCAAGUUACAACAAACUUUUGAACCAUUUGAGAAAAUUCUUGAGGUUCAGAGUUCUUAUGGGCAUUGUAGAUAAUAUUGUGGCAAAAUAUUUUGCUGGUGUGAUAGGAUUUUGGGCUGUGUCUUUACCGUUUAUGACUCAAGGUCAUAAAUUUUCGCAUUUAGAUACAAACGAGAGAUCGAGGGUGUACUACACUUACGGUAGAAUGUUAGUAAAAUUGGCAGAAGCUAUAGGACGUUUAGUAUUAGCUGGAAGGGAUCUGACACGUCUAGCUGGGUUCACAGCUAGGGUAACUCAAUUAAAAUCAGUAUUACAAGAAUUAAAUGAAGGAAAGUACCAACGUACUAUGGUCGCCGGUGCAGAAAGUCUCCAACCCAACGGAGGCAAAUUAAUAUUUAGGAAUAACGUUAUCAAAUUUAAUAAAGUUCCAUUGAUUACGCCCAACGGUGAUGUUUUGAUCAAUGAAAUUUCAUUCGAGAUCAAUUCAGGAAUGAACGUUUUGGUUUGUGGACCGAACGGAGCUGGAAAAUCUUCAUUGUUUAGAAUUUUAGGAGAACUUUGGCCUCUAUUCGGUGGCGAACUAACCAAACCGCCCCGCGGAAAGCUCUUCUACAUCCCCCAGAGGCCUUACAUGACUUUGGGUAGUCUCAAAGAUCAAUUGACUUAUCCGCAUUCUGGAUCAGAGGCUACAAGAAGAGGAGUUACGGAUGAUAAGUUGGAGGAGUAUCUAAAAAGAGUGCAAUUAGGGUACAUUUUGGAAAGAGACGGUGGUUUGGAUGCUGUAGCGGAUUGGUUAGAUGUCUUGAGUGGUGGAGAGAAACAGCGAAUUGCUAUGGCGAGGUUAUUCUACCAUCAACCUCAGUUUGCAAUAUUGGACGAAUGCACCAGCGCAGUAUCCGUAGACGUAGAGGGCAGUAUGUACAGAUAUUGCAGGGAAGUGGGUAUCACAUUACUGACGGUAUCUCACAGGAAAUCUUUGUGGCAACAUCACGAAUACGUUUUAAAGUUAGACGGCAGGGGCACUUAUAGUUUUGAACCUAUUGCAAAUUGUGAUGAGCAAUUCGGUUCAUAAUGACAAAGUUAUAGGAAAUGUUAGAUUUUUUUUUGUAGUUUUAUAUGAAAGAAAAAUAAGAGAAGGCAGUUUGAAAUAGUAUUUACUGGAGUGUGUUUAAGAGUUAUUUUACUACGUUAUUGAUAAUCAUUUAAAUGUCUAUAAUUUUCUGAGGAAACUUUUAUUUAUCUAUUUAGUUAGGCAUUUAUAAGCAAACUGGUAUUAAAAUACUAUUGUUUAUUAUUCGCGCUCAUAAGCAGCCAGUUACAAAUUGUUACACAAUGUUACCAGAUAUAAUCAGUUUUGAGUUUUUAUGUUUGUCACCUUGGCAAUAAAAUGUUGCAUAUUACUUGCAUACAACUCGAUCACCAUGCUAACAUCAACUCGUUGCAAGAUUAGUUUAAUCUGCAUUCGAUCGCCUAGGAUUUGUUUUCAAUACUAAAGAUUCAAAUCACUAGGAAAAUAGAAAUAUAAACAAACCUAUAGACUAUGACUUAUUGGGAAGCAUGAUGUUCUAAAUAUUUCAUAUGUGCGGGUUACUGAUAAAGCAGAUGGAGGUAAAGAAAACAACGUGCUUCCAGUUUGAAUAUUCUGCAUGAACUGAACUUUAUUUCUCUUUGGCAAUUGACAGUUUAUAAUUAGAGGAGGACAAUACAGAGUAGCGGUAACUGUUACAUAUUAUUUUGAUAAUAUUUAACACUCCCACUUAUCAAAAAAAUAUUAACGUUACAAAUUCACAAUUCCUAAAACGUUCAUAAAUUUACAAUGUUUAGCUGAGCAUAAACUUUUCGUUAAAUAAAUAUUUAAUUUCUAUAAACUUAUUUUGACUAACUUCCCUUACAAAAUGAUGUCGCACAUCAAUGUGUUUUGUUCUCUUAUGCAUCACUGGGUUUUAGGCCAAUUUUUGAGUACUUUGAUUAUCAUUAUAUAAAGUGAUACAACAUAAAUUACCUGUUAACUCAAAAAAUAAAUUUCUAAAAUAAGUUGCCUCUUUUGAAGCCUUAGUAAGUGCCAUAUAUUCAGCAUCUGUGCUACUUAAUCCCACAGUUUGUUUUUUGCUCUCCCAAGAAAUUGCAGAAUUAGACAAUUUAAAACAAUAUCCUGUAUAUGAUUUACGGUCUACCACAUUACCGCCCCAAUCAGCAUCUACAAAACCCUCCAGCUCUGCAUUUUCUUUAACAAAUUUCGAACCAUAAUUAUUACUUGCUUUUAAAUACCUAAGCAAUUUUUUUAAACAAUUCCAAUGUUCUUCAGAGUAACAAUUAUUGAAUCGUCUUAAAUAACUCACUUGAUAAGCAAUAUCAGGUCUAGUUAAAACUGCUAAAUUCAUUAAACUGCCAAUUAACUGUUGAUAGGGUACAUCAAUUUUAAUCUGAUCUGCUUUAGUCAGUUUUAAAUUAGUUUCCAUUGGUGUCGCUACCCCUUUACAAUCUAACAUAUUAAAUUUUUUUAAUAACUGAUCUAUGUAAUGCUUCUGAUCCAAAGUUAUAGCAUUUUUAGAUUUAUCCAUAGUCACCCUCAUUCCCAAACAUUGCUUAACUUGACCUAAAUCCUUUAUUUUAAAUUUAAAACUUAACUCAUGUUUUAAAUGAUUCAUUUCACUAAAAUUAUUGGAAAAAAUAAAGAAAUCAUCUACAUAUGUCAAAAGGCUGUCUAUGGUUUUCAUAUAUAAAUGUAAUGAAAUUCCUAAUCCGACCCUGUGCCUAAAGCAAGCGCGGCCUUCAGAAGGCAACCAACUCGUGCUCGAGGCGACGGAAUGUUCUGGGAAUGCCGCUGCGGCUCGAUAAACGGGUAGAACGGGCGAAGUGUGCCGUUGAGUCAGAGAUAGAAUUUUCGAGACGACCGUCUGGAGACUUCUAGUAGGAGUUGGACUUAAUAUAAAUAGCCGACUCGUCGGCGGACAGUUGAGUUUAAUAUAGAACAUUGUAUUGAAAAGUGUAAGAAGUAAAUUAGAAUUUAGUUAGUGUAUUAUAUAAAUUAAAUAGUACGUCUGAAAUAAAUUGUAAAUAGUGUGUUUUUAAAUAAAUAAAUUAGACUAUCGUCACAUUAUUAAAGGCGGAGUGAGAAAUAUAAUGUAAAAGCAUUAGUAAUAUUUUAUUUUAAUAGAAAAUCAUACAUAACACUUUAAAUAUGGGAAAUUUUACGAUGUAAUUACGAGAUAAAUUUAUUGAUCUUGUAUCAUUUACACGACAUAAAACAAGUUACAAACAUAGUGUGCACAUAAGGUACAAUGAGUUGAUAAAUAAUAAGAAUAAGCUAAAAAUUAUCUUAAUAAAAACUUUAAAUAGUUAACAAACAUUUAGUACAGAAUAAAAUUACAAAAUAAUAUAAAAUGACAGAAUAAAAUUAAGAGUACAAUAAAUUAUUGUUUAAAUUAAGUGUUACUGUUCCAACCAAUAAAUUAGUUUAGAGAAUAAAAAUAAUUUUAAACUAUAGAGACGUCAAAAUGCAUCUUUUUUGGCUAACCCGGCAAAAUGACUAGAAAUAGCUAGCCAGUAAAAUAAUCGCAUUAAUUUGCCGCCAGAUGGUGCUCCACAGUUCCUUUCAUAAUUUAUUAUUAAAUUAGUUUUGUUUCAUUGUUUAUGAAGAAUAGAAACUUGUUUGUUCUGCUACAGGUUAUGUGUUUAGUGAUAUCAUCAGGCGUGGAUCUGCGAAGAUUUUUCGGGGGGGGGGGGGGAGGGGUAGAUAAUUUUAUCAAAGAAUCAUUCGUUUAUUUAAAAAAAAUAACAAAAAUACUGUACGCCAGCCUGUGCUUCUCUAUUCUUCAUUCGUCACAGUCAUCUUGUCUUUUUUUGCUUUCUCGUAAAAUCUCCUUGUUUUUAGAUUACAAUUUAAUAAAUUCCUGAAUUUGUUCGAGCAGCUCGGGGGGGGGGGGGGUAAUUACCCUAUUACACCCCUCCCUGUAUCCGCGCCUGAGUGAUAUUUAUUUAUGAUUGAAGUAGAGUAGACAAGUUGUAGUUAUUUUUCAAAAUAAAUUUUAAAGAUAGGUCACAUGCUGUAAUAGUCAUUACACAUAAUGUUGUCUAUGUUGCCGUUAAGUAGUUAAUAUAUAAAUAAUUUCUGGCAGUCUGGUGUCAUUUUCUAAAACAUUUGUCAUUUUUGUGGUUGGUACCAAUGCAGACUUGCUUAUUUAAAUUCCAAUUUCUUUUGAAGAAGCAAUAAUCAUUUCAUUUUAGUGUAGGGUAAAGUUUUCUGUCGGUUUCGAAUAAAAAAUAGUUUGUAAACCACGACAGUAAAGUGGUUUUCAAGGCCUCGCAGUGUCCAAGCUCGGCUUCGCUUCGCCUGUCCAUAUUUUUACUCGGCCUGGAAAAGUUCACUUUACUGCCUAGGUAUACAAUAGACUAUUUUCUCGUUACAACUAUUAUAGUUGUAUAGUGUUUAUUAGGAAAGUACGCAAUUGAUUUUGAAGUGUGACAGCAGUGUGAAGCAAGCGUAGUAGAUGUAAAUACUGACUAAUUCACAAAAAGCAUGCUCGCUCAUCAGAUAAACAUACUCGCACAAACUAUCCCCACACCAAUUAACAGCUGUCUCCUUCUUUCUAAUGCGGCAGCCUAUGUGACAGCUCUGUCUGCUUAAUAAUAAACAAACACAUUCUGAAAGAUGGCAAUAAAGAAGGGCUUAAUUAUGAAUGAAUGAAUUAGUCUAGUAAUUAGAUUAAAAAGUGGUUUGAUAAAAAAAUGUAUUAUAGAAUUACUGAUAUUGUUUUUGGUAACUCUCUUGUAGUAGUAUGCAGCAGACUGCGGUUUUUUUUAAACAAAAAUUAAAAUAAAAUUUUUCUUUUUGUGGGUCGAUUCUACUUAUUGUAAUCGUCAUUUUGCAGGUGACAGUCAACAGUUUUCCUCACUUUCGGUAUCACUCAAAAUACAUUGAGACACUCCAGUAAUUACUAAAUCAGCCAAAAUAUGAGGCCGCAAUUUUAAAAAUCAUAAAAUUUAAGUAUGACUUUUAAUUAAUUUUUUUUAAGCAUUUUUAUGCAUACAUCACUUUUAUUACAUCACAGUUGUUAUUAAUAGGUUUUCAUUAAUUCUAAUAAAAAUAAAAUUAUUUCAAUUACCCACAAUGUUUGAGUGGCAAAAAACUUUAAUUCUUAAGUAAAUUUAUGUUACGUUUACAUGUAUAUAUUGUUAAAUAUUUAUAAAAAAAAAAACUUAAUAUAGUAAGAUCAAAAACGAUUUUAAAUGCAAAUGUAUUUAUUUUAACUUUUCCACAUGGUUGUAGAAAUUAGUAUUUUUCAUAUUUAUUACAAAGGCAGUUUUUCUGAUUGAGGACAAAUUCCACAGUAACUUUUGAAUUGACAAUUGAAAGUAUAUUUAGUUUUUUUUAAAUUAAAUAUAUUUUACUUUCUUUUUUAUGUAGCUACAAUUCUAUAUAAUUUUUACGAAAAAAUGUAUAUACAGGGUGUUUAAUUUGGAAACGGACAUAAUUUAUUUUUCUUAUACAUGUAUGAGUGUAUAAUCAAAAUAUUUGUGAAUAGUGCAUAAUUUGGAAUUCCAUCAAUUAAAUAAAAUCACAAUUCAUCUCUUUUAAUAUUUAUAUUAUUAAAUUUCCCAUUUUAUUUUCAUCCAUUCAAAGUGUUUGGAACAAUUUUCUGCAAAUAGAUUAAAUUAGUUAUAACGUAUUUAUAUAUUUUUUCCUGAUACUAUAUUCAUGCGACCUUGUAGACAAUUUAUUUAAAACAAAAACUCAAAAAUAAUAAAGAUACAUAAGUUAAAAAAAAAACAAUUUAGAGCCUGUGCAUCAACCUGUAGUUUUUAGACAUUUCUUUCUCAAAUAGGUGGAUCGAUCAAAAUGGCACUAGUUGUGUAGCCACCGGAGAUCACCAGAUUUAAAUCCUCGUGAUUUUUCUUGAAUGAAAGGCGAUGGAUAACUUACACAAUAUUUAAGUUAGACAAGACCGCAUCAGAUGGAGUUUGUAGUAGAUUAUUGAUUCUUUUUUUUUUUUUUUUUUAAUUUGGUGUCAUCGGCGUCGACUACUACGGCCAUUAGCAUCGUGUUCUGUGUAGGCUUUGUUACUGUUUCCCAGCGCCACUUUAGGAACAGCACUGUUAAUUAGAACCCAACAGUGAAUGGUCGAGUGGGGAAUCCUACCAAGGCAUCAGAAUUAAUUUUAAAUAAUUAAAUUAAAUAAAAAAAUCCCGGCCAACGGUGGGAUUCGAACCUGAGACCUUCCGAUCUCAAAGUCAUGACUCUAACCACUGAGCCAACCCAUUCUUAUUUUUAAGAUUGUUAUUUGAAAAUGUUUAUAUAUAAUUAAAACAGAAAUAUCAACUCAGAUAUCACCCUGUAUACAAAUACCUUUUUAUUUCGCUUUUUGUCUUUUUAAUUUUUACCAAUCAUAAUUAAAGUAAAUUUACAACAAAAUUUGAGAUUAACGAAUAUUUUUUAGAUCUUCCAAUAUAGUGUGUCCUUAAUAGCGCAUUCACAGUUAACUUAUAUUCGUUUUGAAACACCCUGUAUAUUGACAUUGGAUAAUAAAAUUCAAAUUACAUAUACAAGUUGUCAAUAUUUAUCGAAAGUUAAGUGAUUUGUGACUUAUUUUUCUCUAUAAUUUUCUUAACAAACUGCCACAUGACAUUUUUUCUAAUAUGGUAAUAAAAUUGGGGAAUCUCAAUUUUUCAUACAAAUAUUCUUGCCUAUGUUCUCU